This is a messenger RNA of Sesamum indicum (sesame), 2081 nucleotides long. It is a transcript of the gene FATB, whose product is annotated as fatty acyl-ACP thioesterases B. Gene Ontology annotation, biological process: fatty acid biosynthetic process. The record is from RefSeq and is a predicted model, not a curated record. NCBI's taxonomy places the organism in Eukaryota, Viridiplantae, Streptophyta, Magnoliopsida, Lamiales, Pedaliaceae. Gene Ontology annotation, molecular function: fatty acyl-[ACP] hydrolase activity; acyl carrier activity.
CGAACGCAAACGCAAACGCCUACCACCGAGAAAUACGCUGUCCUCCUCCUCUCUGUCUCUGUCUCUCUCUCUCUCUCUUCUCGAAAUUUCCUGCUUCUCGAAAAGCCUCCGCUUAAACAAAACUUAGAAUAGAUACUUCCCGAAAAAAGGAAAAGAGUUUGAAAUAGGAAAAAAAGGAAGGGAACGCCUCAAAACGAUCCCAAACCCUAGAAAUCACGCGGGUCUCCUUUAACGGGUUUGUCGAUCAGUUAUUGAUGAUUUCCGUUAUUUGAUCGCAUUUUACAUAAACUGCUUCUCUAAAAUUUUUCUGACCUUUAUAAAGAGAGGACAUGGCACUCUUCGGAGAAUUUUGGUGAUAUUUGACCUAGUUGGUCCAUACCCUUGUGGGUUAAAUUUACUGAAAAAUUUUAAAUUUUGGGUUUCACACGAAUCUAUUCUUCUCAUAGACUUUGGCGGUCCGUUGCCACAACUACAUCAUGGUAACCACUGCUGCAACUUCUGCAUUUCUCCCAAUAGCUUCUCCAGCUUCAGACUCCUCUGGAAAAACAUUGGGAAAGGUUGGAGGAAGUAUUCCUGCAAAUGUUGAUGCUCGUGGAACUAGUGCUAAAUCAAAAUCCUCAUCUUCAGGAAAAUUACGGGUUAAUGCCAAUGCACAAGCUCCUCCUAAGGUUAAUGGGACUAAGGUUGGAGUUAUAGAUGGUCCUAAGGCUGAGGAUGAGGUGGCCGUGUCACCUCCCCCACGGACAUUUAUUAACCAAUUGCCUGACUGGAGCAUGCUCCUUGCUGCCAUUACUACAAUAUUUUUGGCUGCAGAGAAGCAAUGGAUGAUGCUUGAUUGGAAACCAAAACGGCCAGAUAUGCUUGUUGAUCCUUUCGGCUUGGGGAGGAUUGUGCAGGAUGGAUUGGUAUUUCGUCAAAACUUCAGUAUUAGGUCAUAUGAGAUAGGGGCCGAUCGGACUGCUUCGGUAGAGACACUGAUGAAUCAUUUGCAGGAAACAGCUCUAAACCAUGUAAAGAAUGCUGGCCUGCUUGCUGAUGGCUUUGGUUCAACACCAGAGAUGUGCAAAAGAAACUUGAUUUGGGUAGUUACUAAAAUGCAGGUUCUUGUGGAUCGUUAUCCUACAUGGGGUGAUGUUGUUCAGGUAGAUACCUGGGUAGCUGCAUCUGGGAAGAAUGGUAUGCGUCGAGAUUGGCUUGUGCGUGAUAGCAAUACUGGCGACAUACUAACUCGGGCUACAAGUUUGUGGGUGAUGAUGAAUAAAGAGACGAGGAGAUUAUCAAAAAUUCCGGAUGAGGUUCGAGAAGAAAUAGGUGGCUAUUUUGUUGAUUCUCCACCUAUAGUGGAUGAUGAUAGCAGGAAGCUACCAAAGCUUGAUGAUAACACUGCAGACUAUAUCCGUACUGGUUUGACUCCUAGAUGGAGUGACUUAGAUGUGAACCAACAUGUGAAUAACGUAAAAUAUGUUGGUUGGGUUCUUGAGAGUGCUCCAUUACCAAUCUUAGAGACUCAUGAGCUUGCUGGUAUGACUCUGGAGUAUAGAAGGGAGUGCAUGAGAGACAGUGUGUUGCAGUCCCUCACUGCCGUUGUGGAUAAGGGUGUUGGGGAUCUGGCAAAUUCUGGUUUUGUUGAGUGUCAGCAUUUGCUUCGAUUGGAGGGUGGUGGUGAAAUUGUCAAGGGAAGGACACAGUGGAGGCCCAAAUAUGCUGACAGGAUCGGGAGCUGGGGAGAGCUCCCAGCAGAGAGUGCUUAGUGCCAUGUCUUCCCUGAAAAGGUGGUACUCUUUCUUGCUGUGUAGUAGAAUACUGCUUGUGCUCAAUCAUUUUACUUUGUCCAUCCAUGUAAUAUCCAGUCUAAUUUAUGUUUUCUUUUUUCUUUUUUUUUCCCCUGAUUCUUAGUAAUUUUUUUAUUCCUUAAAGAUACAGUCAGUUUUUAAGUCAUUGUAAGUACCUCCCUCUUUCUGUCUCGGCCGUCAUUUAAUAUCCAGCUGCCCCCAACUAAGGGAUGUACCCUCAGCUGAUGUAUUUUCUAGCUACUAUUUAAUGUUUGCAAGGAAAGUUUGGUGAAUGGUGGUUCAUUUUCA